CUAAAUAACAUAAUUGAAAUUAACCAAACAGUAUAACCAAAAAAAUUGAAUUGGAACCGAGGACCGAAUGCAGAGUCUAAAGACACCCUGAAACCGGCAAAGCUGCAACCUUCGACGUCGACUAAAUAAUCAAUUCCACUAAGCUUCUUCGAUUCAUCCUCUCAGACCAUCCUUCACUGCUUCUAAGUUUUUUCAUAUCUGGAUGGAAAGCAAAGGAAGACAUCCUCCUCCACCUCAUCAUCUCCGACAUCCUCUUCCAAUCCCCGUCAUGCCUCCACCUCCUUCUCAGCCUCCCUUCCCUUCCUUCCACACGCUCCCUCCACCUCAACUCAUGGAACAAAAACUCGCCACACAACACGGCGAAAUGCAGAGACUAGCAAUCGAGAAUCAAAGACUCGCCGCUACACACGGUAACCUAAGACAAGAGCUAGCAGCUGCUCAGCACGAGCUGCAGAUGCUACAUUCCCAGAUCGGGUCAAUCAAGUCCGAGGGAGAGCAGCGGAUGAGCGGUUUAGCGGAUAAAGUUGCGAAGAUGGAGAGUGAGCUGAGGAAGUCAGAGGCUGUUAAGAUGGAGAUGCAAGAGGCGCGUGCGGAGGCGCGUAGCUUGGUGGUGGCGAGGGAGGAGCUUAUGUCGAAAGUUCAUCAGUUGACUCAGGAGCUUCAGAAGGCUCGUGCUGAUGUGCAGCAAGUUCCGGCGCUUAUGUCUGAACUUGAUGGGUUAAGACAGGAGUAUCAGCAGUGCAGGGCGACUUAUGAUUAUGAGAAGAAGUUUUAUAAUGAUCAUAUUGAGUCACUUCAGGCUAUGGAGAAGAAUUACAUGACUAUGGCUAUGGAAGUACAGAAACUUCAAGCGCAGUUAAUGCACGGAAGAGCUGGUGGCGCUUAUGGUAAUAACAACACCAAUGCUGAACAUGACGCUUCUGGCCAUCAGAAUGGCACUGGAUACUAUGAUGAUGCUUAUGGUCACCAGGGCUAUGUUCCUCAACCAGCAGCUGGUACUGCAAAUGCACCAAAUCCAGCCGUUCCAACAGCUCAAUACCCUUAUCCAGGAGGAUCUCAGCCAGGAUACUUCCCUCCAAGACCCGGUUACUACUUCCCAAGAGGCCCUCCUCCUGGUUCAUAUGACCCAUCAAGGUUACCCGCAGGACCACAGGGAGGUCCGUUUCCUCCUGGAUCAUCCAACAAUACGCCUUACGGCUCUGCUGCAACAACUGGUCCACGUGGAAACCCCAGUCGUAGAUGAAGCUACCCAAAACAGAGUACAUAGUGAUAAACAAACCAUCCUCUAUCCCUUGUUAAACUGAGGAAUUAUUGCUGGUUCUGGAUUUACUUACGUGGUCAAGAGAUGUUAUUGUUAUCUCAUUUUGUAAGAGCUUCUUGACUUGAAUUUUAAUACUUAAAAACGGAUUAUAAAUUAAAUGAAAGUUAUAUUUACC
Molecule: messenger RNA, 1436 nt
Organism: Eruca vesicaria subsp. sativa (arugula)
Lineage: Eukaryota; Viridiplantae; Streptophyta; Magnoliopsida; Brassicales; Brassicaceae
Source: the annotation of a GenBank genome assembly